Molecule: messenger RNA, 603 nt
Organism: Lactuca virosa
Lineage: Eukaryota; Viridiplantae; Streptophyta; Magnoliopsida; Asterales; Asteraceae
Source: the annotation of a GenBank genome assembly
AUGCUGCUCAGAAAAACCAUACGCAGAACAAAAAACUUUCUCAACAAAACCCUUCAAAACUUCAAAUCCUUCAUCUUUGGAGGGUAUAAAAAGUUAUCCAAAGCCCCAUCUUUGAAGCUUUUCAACAACCCAAAAAUGCAACAACUCGACAAUUUCUACAAAGAAUUCUGUGAGCAGUGGGAUUCUGAUGCCAAUAAUGCAAACCCAAAUCUCAAAGGAGACAUUGAAUCAAAUGGAAGUGUAAUCGAGGUUUCAAACAACAACAACAAAGGAACAAACAUGACGCAAGAUCAGAAAUCAGUAGUAAUUAGCAGUAGUCUUGAAGAUAAGAAAGAUGGUGGAUGCUCAAACGAAGGAAGUCAAAUCCAUGUUUUGGAGCAAAAAAUGAAAGAAUUGGAGAUGAUGGAUAUGAAGGAUGAAGAACAGGUGUUGGAUAUUGAAGAGGUUCUUCAUUAUUAUUCUCUUCUCACUAGCCCGAUUUAUCAAGAUCUUGUGGAUAAAUUUUUCACAGAUAUGUACUCCGAUUUUUAUGUCCCUCAGCCACCUAUAAGAAGUAAUAGCAUCAAUAGUUCGAUAAGGAGACUAGGCCCAUUGAACGUCUAG